AUGGUGACGAAGGAAAUCAAACCAGAAAAGUUCAUAGGAACUCAACUCAGAUUGAAGUUGACUGAUUUGAGAGUUCUCGAUGGUGUUUUGACUGUUGUUGAUCCAUUUGGAAAUCUUUUACUCUCAAACGUCUUCGAACUAUCGGAAGAUAGAUUAGACCGUACGAACUUGCAUAAGAGGGAAUUGGGCUUGGUGAGUGUGCCUAGAGACACUAUAACAAAUGUGCUUGUCGACCGCAGGACACACAAGUCUCUUUUAGGGCCCUAA
Molecule: messenger RNA, 267 nt
Organism: Debaryomyces fabryi
Lineage: Eukaryota; Fungi; Ascomycota; Pichiomycetes; Serinales; Debaryomycetaceae
Exons: 1
Coding region: 1-267 (88 amino acids)
Cellular component (GO): NatC complex
Source: RefSeq, a predicted model, not a curated record